Molecule: messenger RNA, 1974 nt
Organism: Leptosia nina
Lineage: Eukaryota; Metazoa; Arthropoda; Insecta; Lepidoptera; Pieridae
Source: the annotation of a GenBank genome assembly
AUGAAAUUGUAUUGUCUGAGCAGUGAUGCGGCGAAACCAUGUUUUGUCCUGUCGUUCAAGGAGCUGCUUAUUAUGUUGGACUGUGGUCUAUCAGCUCACUCAGUGCUAAACUUCUUACCCCUGCCGCCAGUGCCUAGCACACGUCUCACCUCUCUACCUACAUAUACACCACCACACAUUAAUGAUCCUUUACUUGAAGGGGAGCUGAAAGAAUGCUGUGGUCGUGUCUUUGUAGAUAGUGUACCUGAGUUCUGUCCUCCGUUGGACAAAGUGGUAGACUUUUCACAACUUGAUGUCAUUCUAAUCUCCAACUAUACAUGUAUGAUGGCUUUGCCAUUCAUCACAGAAGAUACAGGAUUUAAAGGCCAGGUUUAUGCUACAGAGCCAACUUUGCAAAUAGGAAGAUUUUACUUGGAAGAGCUAUCUGAAUGGGUCUGUGCAGUGGGUGAAGGGGCUGGUGAAGCGCGUCGAUGGAAAGAAUUAGUGCACUUACUUCCUCCACCGCUUUCGCAGGCUGUAAGACCUAGGGCCUGGCGACGUCUGUUUUCUGCAGCCGCACUUGCUCGAUCAUUAGCACGAGUGCGCGUCGUCGGCUACGAUGAGCGGGUUGAUCUGUAUGGCGCUCUUGACGCCACGCCUGUCUCCUCUGGCUUUUGUCUUGGUUCAGCCAACUGGGUACUACGAUCGGCACACGAAAAGGUUGCUUAUGUUAGCGGAUCUAGCACGCUCACAACCCACCCGAGACCUAUUAAUCAGAGCGCCUUACGCGGUGCUGAUCUACUUAUUCUUGCCGCAUUGACACAAACGCCGGCACACAACCCAGACCAUAUGUUAGGUGAUUUAUGCGUACAUGCUACGUUAACUUUACGAGCGGGCGGUUGUGUGCUAUGCCCAGUAUAUCCGAGCGGUGUACUUUACGAUUUGUUGGAAUGCCUUUCGGCGCAUUUAGAGGGCGCUGGGUUGGCCCAAGUUCCGUUGUACGUCGUAUCACCCGUAGCCGAUUCUUCCCUAGCUUACAGCAAUAUCCUGGCAGAGUGGGUGUCUGCUGGUAAACAGGCCCGUGUUUUGCUGCCAGAAGAACCGUUCCCUCACGCAGCUUUGGGUCGAGCUGGGCGAUUGCGACAGGCUAGGGCUCUUCACGAGCUUCCUACUAGUGCUCCAGCAGAAUUUCGUCAACCCUGCGUCGUCUUCUGCGGUCACCCGAGUCUACGAUUCGGCGCUGCUGUGCACCUGUUAGAUCUUUGGGCCUCGAACCCAGCACAUGCAGUCAUUUUUACAGAGCCAGAUUUUCCGUACAUGGAAGCCCUCGCUCCAUUCCAGCCGCUCAGUAUGAAGGCAUUCCACUGUCCUAUUGACACAUCACUUAACUACUCGCAAGCGAACAAGCUGGUACGGGAACUACGCCCCCGUGAGCUAGCUCUUCCUGACCAAUACGCUCUUCCCGCCGGAACAGGGGCAGGAGCUGGAGUGGCAUCUCGGCCACACAUCAGCGUCGACGUACCCACGGUGAUCGUGAAGCGAGGUGCGGCACGGGCAGCUGGCGUGCGACGUCGUGCAGCUCGCGGUACAUUGUGUGGGGCACUAGCUGCAAGUGCUUUGCCCCGGGAAGUAGCUGGUGCGGCGGGCGGGCUUCGCGCGGCACCAUUAGCCGCAGAACUGCGAAUCCGUGAUGCUCGUCUCGAACUACUUCCACCACCUGCACCCGCGCGUGCUGCUAGAUUACAUUGGAGUGCACUUGAUGUAGAAGCCCUGGUCCGGGCAUUAGCUAGGGAAGGAGUUGGUUCAGCGCGUGUAGAAGCGAGCGAGGCAAGUGGGUCUGAUUCGAGUGGGGCGGGGGGAUGCAUAGUACAUCUACCACGACAUGAUACCCUUGUGCACGUGGAACGAAAUGCUACGCAUGUAUUCUGCGAGGGUCGCGCUGAAGUACGUCAGGCGUUGCGACGUGCUCUCGCCGCUUGCUUACCACACAUAUAG